Molecule: messenger RNA, 2078 nt
Organism: Echinops telfairi (small Madagascar hedgehog)
Lineage: Eukaryota; Metazoa; Chordata; Mammalia; Afrosoricida; Tenrecidae
Gene: SLC45A3
Product: solute carrier family 45 member 3
Exons: 4
Coding region: 262-1923 (553 amino acids)
Biological process (GO): transmembrane transport
Cellular component (GO): membrane
Molecular function (GO): sucrose:proton symporter activity
Source: RefSeq, a predicted model, not a curated record
CCAGGGAGGGCCUCAUGUUUGUCCCUGUUCUUUCAGGACCUGGAAGAUGAGAUGUGCCCCCACCGAGGCGCCCCACAACACUCGCCCUAUUGCACGGUCUGAGAAGCUGGACCUGGACCCGAGAGCCAGCUGCAAUGGGCUCCCAGCAGGAUCCUAGGCCGCUGGUGGCAGCAAACUGGCGAGGCCCUGGCAGCGUGUGGAGCAGGGCUGGGAGGAGGCAGGACCGGAGUGUGUGAGCCAGACCCUCCCGCUGGGCCCACCAUGGUGCAGAGACUGUGGGUGAGCCGCCUGCUUCGGCAUCGGAAAGCCCAGCUCCUGCUGGUCAACCUGCUGACCUUUGGCCUGGAGGUGUGCCUGGCUGCGGGCAUCACCCACGUGCCUCCCCUGCUGCUGGAAGUGGGGGUGGAGGAGAAGUUCAUGACCAUGGUGCUGGGCAUUGGGCCUGUGCUGGGCCUGGUCUCCGUCCCGCUCCUCGGCUCCGCCAGUGACCACUGGCGCGGGCGCUACGGCCGCCGGAGGCCCUUCAUCUGGGCGCUGUCGCUGGGUGUCCUGCUGAGUCUCUUCCUCAUCCCGAGGGCCGGGUGGCUGGCGGGUCUGCUGUCCCCGGACGCCAGGCCCCUGGAGCUGGCACUGCUGAUUCUGGGGGUGGGGCUGCUGGACUUCUGCGGCCAGGUCUGCUUUACCCCACUCGAGGCCCUGCUCUCCGACCUCUUCCGGGACCCAGACCACUGCCGCCAAGCUUUCUCAGUCUACGCCUUCAUGGUCAGCCUCGGGGGCUGCCUGGGCUACCUCCUGCCUGCCAUUGACUGGGAUGCCAGCGUGCUGGCCCCCUACCUGGGCACCCAGGAGGAGUGCCUCUUCGGCCUGCUCACGCUCAUCUUCUUCACCUGCACGGUGGCCACGCUGUUUGUGGCCGAGGAGACUGCGCUGGGCCCUGCCGAGCCAGCCGAGGGGCUGCCGGUCCCCAGCAGUGUGCCCCCCCACUGCUGCCCGUGCCGCACCCGGCUGGCCAUCCGGAACCUGGGUGCCCUGUUCCCCCGGCUGCACCAGCUCUGCUGCCGCGUGCCUCGCACCCUGCGCCGCCUCUUCGUGGCCGAGCUGUGCAGUUGGAUGGCCUUCAUGACCUUCACGCUGUUCUACACAGACUUUGUGGGCGAGGGGCUGUACCAGGGCGUGCCCAGGGCCAAGCCAGGCACUGAGGCCCGGAGGCACUAUGAUGAAGGGGUCCGGAUGGGCAGCCUGGGGCUGUUCCUGCAGUGUGCCAUCUCCCUGGGCUUCUCGCUGAUCAUGGACCGCCUGGUGCAGCGAUUUGGCACCCGGGCAGUGUACCUGGCCAGCGUGGUAUCUUUCCCGGUGGCGGCUGGUGCCACAUGCCUGUCCCGCAGCGUGGCCGUGGUGACCGCCUCGGCUGCCCUCACUGGCUUCACCUUCUCGGCCCUGCAGAUCCUACCCUACACGCUGGCCUCCCUCUACCACCGAGAGAAGCAGGUAUUCCUGCCCAAGUACCGAGGGGACCUUGGAGGUGGUGGCAGUGAGGACAGCCUGACCACCAGCUUCUUGCCGGGCCCCACGUCUGGCACACCCUUCCCCAAUGGACACAUGGGUACCGGAGGUGGCCUGCUCCCAUCUCCGCCCACACUCUGUGGGGCCUCGGCCUGUGACGUGUCCAUGCGCGUGGUGGUGGGCGAGCCGCCCGAGGCCAGGGUCGUUCCAGGCCGGGGCAUCUGCCUGGACCUCGCCAUCCUCGACAGUGCCUUCCUUCUGUCCCAGGUGGCCCCAUCCCUGUUCAUGGGCUCCAUCGUACAGCUUAGCCAGUCGGUGACUGCUUACAUGGUGUCGGCCGCAGGCCUGGGUCUGGUGGCCAUCUACUUCGCCACUCAGGUCGUGUUUGACAAGAACGACUUGGCCAAGCACUCCAUGUAGAGGGCUUCUGACCCACCCAGGGCGGCUCUGGCCCAUUGACCCCCAGCUCACUCUCUUCCAGUCUCAAGAUAACCCCCAACAAGGAGCCCUAGUGGCAUAGUGGUUACGCAUUGGGCUGCUAACCACAGGGUCAGCCGUUUGAAACCACCCGUCAU